Didymodactylos carnosus is the source of this 929-nucleotide messenger RNA. The record is from the annotation of a GenBank genome assembly. NCBI's taxonomy places the organism in Eukaryota, Metazoa, Rotifera, Eurotatoria, Philodinida, Philodinidae.
UGUUGUUAAAGUAGCUGAUACACAAUCUUUAACCAAUACCAAUCAGAUCGAAGAAUUUAUAUACAAAAUAAAAAGUCGAAUGGAACCAUACAUUGCUGAUACAAAUAUUUUAGACGAUAUACUUAAUGUAUUACGAGAACAACUCAAUUACCUCCAUUCUGAAAUUCAAUGUCAUUCGAAGAUGAUAUUAGAAUUUCAAGAGAGCAAUCGAAUGCUUCUAAAUGAAAAGUAUUUGAAUGCAGCAAGGUUUAAAUUGAAUUGCAGUAGGUUUAAAAGCAUUAAAUAUUCGAGAAAAAAUUCUACCAGGUAAUCGUCCACAUAUAGCUGAUAGUUGUAAUAAUGUUGCACUUAUUUGUCAUCAAUUAUGUGAAUAUGAAAAAGCAUUAAGUUUAUUUAAAAUAUCUUUACAAAUUUAUGAGAAUGAUGAUGAUCAAAAAUUAAGGAUACCGAUGUGUUUAAAUAAUAUGGGACUUUUAUAUUUAGAUCAACAUGAUUAUGAUAAAUCUAUUGAAUAUUAUUUUAAAGCAUUAGAUUUAUAUAUAAAUGAAGAUGAUUUGAAAAAAUAUCAUGAAGAAAUUGGUUUUACAUAUAAUAAUUUAGGUAAUCAUGAACAAGAUCCGGAAAAAUUUAUUACAAUAUCAACAAAAAUUGGAAAUAUUUAUCAUCAAAAAGGUGAUUAUGAUUUAGCAUUAGAACAUUAUCAAAAAGCAUUAAAUUAUAGUGAUAAUAGUCCACCUGAUCUUUUAUCAUCUGUUCUUAUGUCUGUAGGAAUUAUUUAUCAUCGACAACAUAAAUAUAAUUUAGCACUUGAUAUGUAUAAACGUGGAAAUCCAGAUGAAAUGGAACAAGCAUUACGAAAUUAUAAAUCAUCACUUCGUAUUCGACAAAAAUCCUUACCAAGAGUGGAACUCAUCGAUUAUGUAUGCUGA